ACACCUGGACUUGCUGUGCUAUGAAGAUCGCCCUGGUUCACUUCUGCAUCAUCACGCUGGUGCUGCUGAUGUGCUGCUUCACUGUGGAAGCAACCCUGGGGGGGACAGCGAAGUGUAAGCCCCAUUUUAAGUUUGCCCAUAAACUCAAAAAAUGCAUUAAAGUCAGGGCAAAGAAGAAGGUACGUCCUUCCGCAUUACCUACAACUGCAACAACUGCAGCUGCUGGCUAAAAAUUAGACCUUUAAUGGCCCAAAGCGUAUUAAUAAACGGGAGGAGAAUAGCA
Messenger RNA from Drosophila erecta, 283 nucleotides. RefSeq lists its product as uncharacterized. The record is from RefSeq and is a predicted model, not a curated record. The transcript has a single exon. Bases 21 to 230 code for a protein of 69 amino acids. Lineage: Eukaryota; Metazoa; Arthropoda; Insecta; Diptera; Drosophilidae.